AUGAGCAAGGCGUAUGACAUGGUUAGUUGGCAAUUUUUAGAGGCCGUGAUGGUUCAAAUGGGUUUCGAUACUGCAUGGGUGACUUGGAUAAUGCGAUGUGUGAGUACUGUCUCUUAUUCAUUCAUACUAAAUAGGGAUCCUAGUGGACAGAUUUUACCGUCAAGGGGUUUGAGGCAAGGUGAUGCAAUUUCCCCAUAUCUAUUUCUGUUUUGCGCAGAGGUUUUAUCUCGCUUAUUCAUGGUUUCUGAGGAGACUGGGAAGCUGAAUGGAGUUAGGGUUUGUAGAGGUGCCCCUAGUAUAAAUCACCUAUUUUUUUCCGAUGAUUCCUUCAUUUUCUUUAAAGCAAAAGAGCAUGAGAGUUUGGAGUUGAGAAAUACUCUCCAGCUAUAUGAACGUGUUUCCGGGCAAAAGAUCAACUAUGAGAAGAGUUCUAUUGCAUUUAGUAAGAAUGUCAGAUUGGAUAAACAGGAAUUUCUUGCUGGUUUGUUAGGAGUUUUACGGGUGGAUAAACAUGAAAAAUAUUUAGGUUUGCCUAUGGACGUCAUCUACUUCAAAAUUGACGCAUUUGACUUUCUAAAAGAAAAGGUGGAAAAAAGACUCCAAGGAUGGAGGGAGAAAAUGUUAAGUGCAGUGGCGAUGGAAGUACUUCUCAAAUCGGUCAUCCAAUCUAUCCCAACCUAUGUGAUGAGUUGUUUUGAAAUCCCAAAGCAAUUGUGUCGUGACAUACACCAACUCAUGGCUCGGUUUUGGUGGGGAGAUAAGGGGGAGGCUCACAAAAUUCAUUGGGUUGCUUGGGAAAAGCUAUGCACUUCUAAGGAGGAGGGGGACUAUUCAAAAUUUGAUGUUAUUCAACCUGUCUCUCUUGGCGAAGCAAGGCUGGAGGCUCCUCACAAACCCGAAUUCCUUGGCAGCCAGAGUCUUCAAGGCUAG
Messenger RNA from Rosa chinensis, 930 nucleotides. RefSeq lists its product as uncharacterized. NCBI's taxonomy places the organism in Eukaryota, Viridiplantae, Streptophyta, Magnoliopsida, Rosales, Rosaceae. The transcript has a single exon. The record is from RefSeq and is a predicted model, not a curated record. The coding region runs from base 1 to 930 and encodes 309 amino acids.